AUGCCGGGAGAUAAAGACCUUACGCAAACUGCCUGCGGAGCCUGUGGAUCGGUGUCCGAGGAAGAUGAAGGUAUGGUAUGUUGCGACAAAUGUAACGGUUGGUACCAUUACCGAUGCGUAGGCGUUACAGAGGAUGUUGAAAAUGAGGCGAAGUGGUACUGUCCAGAGGAAGACUGUCAGAGCCAGAAGAAACUGGACGAAGAUGCGUCCAGGACAGGAGCAAAGAAAAAGAAGAAGAAGACGAUCGACGAUAACGUGAACGAAUCAGGCGUGAAAUCUGAUGCAAGGCCAGGGUUAUCGAUGGAGCGAGAACUGAAAGCUCUUGAAAAGGAACGAAAAAAAAUGGAACAGGAAUUGCUGAACGAAUGCUUUUUGAGGGAAAAGCGGAUGGAGAUAGACCGGAUCCUUCGAGAACAGCGAAUUCAGAUGGAGAAUGAGCUUCGGGCCAAGGAACUAAAGCAGGAGGAACAGUUGCUGCAGAAAGCGUUACGGGAAAAGCAAGAUCAUUUGAACCGUAUGAAGAAGAUGCGUAAAUUCUACUAUCGUAAAAUGGAUCAGGUUGAGCAGGAGCUAAAGCAAUUAAAGGCUAGUGAAAUAGAAGCAUCGGCAGAAAAGGGAACGUCAAAGAUCACGAAGCAGUCGAUCUUGGGAACACCGUUAAAGAAUCCAGAAAUUACUAUCCAGAAGCGGUUGGAGAGACGGAAGAAAGCAGUUUCAGAAGAUGAGAAAGAAAGUGAGGAGAAUUCGGAGGAGUCUGAUAGCGAUUGUGAAAGCGAAGAAGCCACGGAAAAAUCUGAAAGCGAGUCUGAUGGGGAGAAGUCUGCCGGUGAAGAGAAAGUGCAGAAAAGAAAGUCGAAAGCGAAGACAGCGAGCUCAUACGGGCUGGGGCAGGCUAUUGCAACUCCAUCUAAAGUGCAAUUAGCUGCUCGGAGCGGAAUAAGUAAGAAACUGCCUGUAUUCACAGGAAAACCCGAAGAAUGGCCGUUAUUCAUCGGCAGUUACCAAGCUUCUAACGAUGCGUGUGGAUACUCAGACAUUGAAAAUCUCGUUCGAUUACAAGAGUGUCUGAAGGGGUCAGCAUUGGAAAGCGUUAGAGGACAGCUGCUUUUCCCGAAAUCAGUGCCAAAGGUUAUCAACAAACUGCGUCAGUUGUAUGGACGACCGGAACAGCUUUUGCAAUGUCAUCUUGACAAGGUGCGGCGACUGGAAUCUCCCAAAUCGGAUAAACUAGCCACGUAUAUUCCUUUCGGAAACGUGGUGGAGCAACUCUGCGAACACUUGGAAGCAGCGAAUCUAAAACAACACAUGGUAAAUCCUAUUUUAAUCCAGGAUCUAGUCGACAAGCUUCCGGCUCACGAUAAACGCGAAUGGGUUCGUUUUAAAAAUCGGAAAAGAAAGGUUAAUCUUCGUACUUUCACCGAUUUUGUGUCGACGAUCGUUGCAGAAGCCUGUGAAGCCAACGUAAAAAUGGAUUUCAAUGCAGACUCAAAACCUGUGAUUCAGGAGCAUACUGGUAAGGGUAAAAACAAAGAAAAAGCUUACGUUUACAACCAUACUGCCCUAGAAAAGUCUAUCGCUGAAGCAGGUGAGAAUGCCCUGAAACCUUGCAAGGUGUGCAAGCGUACUGAUCAUCGCUUACGAUUCUGCCAAGAUUUUAAGGCAAUGGCUUUAACGGAUAGGUUGGAGCUGGUCGAUAAAUGGAAGCUCUGUGUCGUUUGCCUGAAUGAUCACGGCAAUGCGCCGUGCAAAUUUAAGAUCCGAUGCAAUAUCGAUGAAUGUCAUGAGCGACAUCAUCCUCUUCUACAUCCGGUUGUCGGAUCCGUAGUAAUGAAUGCCCACUUCCGAAGUACCAGUACAAUUCGGUUCCGUAUGCUACCAGUGACGUUGUACUGCGGGAAAAGAUUAGUGAAUACCUUGGCGUUUUUAGACGAAGGGGCGUCUGUUACAUUGAUGGAGCGAGCCUUGGCGGAUCAGCUGGGUGUCCAAGGAACGAAAGAACCAUUAACCAUCAAAUGGACGGCAGACAUCGCGCGCGUAGAGAAGGAAUCACGACGGAUGAACUUACUAAUUGCUGAAAGAGGGAAUGACGAGAAGCAUCAGCUCGGUACAGUUCGAACGGUAGAAGAGCUGCUCUUGCCGAAACAACAGCUGGAUGCAGUGGAUCUCAGCCAACGAAUGAAAAAUCUUCGUGGGCUGCCGAUCGCCACGUAUCAAAAUCAACGCCCAGAUUUACUUAUCGGUCUAAAUAAUCUACAUGUGAUUGCACCGAUCGAAGCAAAGAUCGGCGAGCCAGGUGAGCUGAUAGCGGUUCGAUCGAAGUUAGGAUGGGCAGUAUACGGUCCAAGUCGAAUGCUGCAAGAGAGUACGGAGGCAUAUUUAGGACAUCACAACGUAGUAAGCAAUCAAGACCUCCACGAUUUGCUAAAAAGCCAAUAUGCUUUGGAGGAAUCAGUAACAGUGAAAUUACCAGAGUCGGACGAAGAUAGAAGAGCGCGGGAAAUCCUGGAAUCGACCACCCGACGAGUAGGGGACCGGUUCGAAACGGGACUACUGUGGAAGAAUGAAGAAUGCGAACUCCCGGAUAGUUAUCCAAUGGCCAUUAGAAGGAUGAAGUGUUUAGAACAGCGCCUGCUGAAGGAACCAUCACUAUUCGAGAAUGUCCGUCGUCAAAUCGAGGAGUAUCAGCAAAAGGGAUACGCGCAUCUGGCAACCGUUGACGAACUGGCCAAAACUGAGCCACGUAAAGUUUGGUAUCUUCCGCUCAACGUCGUACUAAAUCCGAAGAAGCCGGAUAAAGUACGCCUUGUGUGGGAUGCAGCAGCAACUGUGAAGGGAGUCUCUCUCAACUCCUUGCUCCUAGCGGGACCCGAUUUGCUCGUGUCUAUUAUUGCUAUUUUUUGUCAAUUUCGUGAACGACCAGUUGCUUUCGGCGGGGACAUACGCGAAAUGUACCAUCAGAUGAUGAUUCGUAAAGCGGAUAGACGAGUACAACGGUUUGUGUUCCGGUCGGACCCAAGCAAUGAACCAUGUGUUUAUGUCAUGGACGUAGCCACUUUCGGGUCAAAAAGCUCCCCGUGCUCUGCUCAAUUUGUGAAGAAUAAGAACGCGAUGGAGUUUGCACCAGAAUAUCCUGAGGCCGCCGCGGCGAUUGUUGAGAAACACUACGUCGACGACUAUUUUGACAGUGUGGACACCAUUGAGACGGCAAUUGAACGGGCGAAACAGGUGAGAUUUAUUCAUUCGAAAGGGGGUUUCGAAAUACGCAACUGGGUGUCUAAUUCGGAGGCGGUUCUCAGUAGUCUUGGGGAACCCAAAGCUGUGCAAUCGAUUCAUUUUAACCGGGACAAAGAAACUGGGAAUGAGCGUGUACUCGGCAUUAUUUGGAACCCAGGGCAAGACGUUUUCUCCUUUUCAACUGAACACCGCGAUGAUCUGAAGGAGUAUUUACAGGGUAGCAAGAAUCCAACAAAGCGAAUUAUAUUGAGCUGCGUCAUGGGGUUUUUCGAUCCACUCGGAUUGCUUUCAUGCUUCACCGUGCAUGGAAAGAUGUUGAUACAGGAUUUGUGGCGGACCGGUUGUGAUUGGGAUCAGGAAGUCGACGAAGCAAGUCGAGUUAAGUGGCAGCAAUGGACUGGGUUAUUUCCGUUGGUUGAACGAAUUCGCAUCCCGCGUCCAUACUUUGGUCGAACGAAGUCCUCGGAAAUAAGCAAACUAGAGCUACACAUCUUUACGGAUGCUAGUAUCUACGCAUAUGGUUGCGUAGCGUAUAUUCGUGCAAUAGUGGGGGACAUGGUCAAAUGCUCAUUGGCGAUGUCUCGAUCAAAGGUAGCUCCCCUUAAGCUGGAAUCUAUUCCUCGAUUGGAAUUAAGAGGGGUCAUUCUGGGAGCAAGAAUGCUUCACACCAUUAAAACUAACCACUCCAUUCCUAUCAACCGUUACGUUUUCUGGACUGAUUCGCAAACAGUGCUAAGCUGGCUGCGGUCAGAUCAACGUAAAUUUAAACAAUUUGUCGCGUUUCGAAUCGGAGAGAUUUUAGAGACAACUAGAUCCUCUGACUGGCGCUGGAUUCGUUCUAGUUUGAACCCUGCUGAUGCAUUGACCAAAUGGGGACGUGGUCCUCCAUUGGAUUCAGAAGGAGAAUGGUUUAAAGGACCACAAUUUCUAUAUCAACCAGAACAUUGCUGGCCGACGGAGAAUCCACCGGAAAUUGAGACUAAAGAAGAGAUAAAGGCGUACUUGCUGCACCACGAAAUGAAGGAGCUUCCACAACCAGUGAUAAACGUGGAAGUGACGUGGCAGUGGCGUAAAUUAUUACGAAUAACGGCUUAUGUCAUCAGAUUCGUUGAAAAUCUACAUCGUAAGCGAAAAGGGCUUCUGAUACACACGACGGUUGCGAAUGAAAAGCAGGAACGGCUUUUAAAAGCGAAGCUCAAAGUGUUGCAGCGACCUUUGCAGCAGGACGAACUCUCGAAAGCAGAAGUAACUUUGUGGAAACAGCCACAGUGGGAGACUUUCCCUGAAGAGGUAAUGGUGUUUUUGGGAAGUAAACCUCAGACUAUACCUCAGAAGGCGGAAAGGAAACCUAUGCAUAUUGGAAAGAGAAGCCCAUUGUAUAAACUUUCUCCCAUCGUAGAUGAGUGUGGCGUAAUUCGAAUGAAUGGUAGAAUGGCAAAAUCUGACGAAAUUCCAUUCGACAUGAAGUUUCCGAUUAUUCUUCCAAAGGGGCACGCGGUGACGCGCCGUUUAAUACAGUAUUUUCAUGAAAAAUUUGGACAUGCGAACCGGGAAACAGUUUUAAACGAGCUUCGCCAAAAGUUCCACAUUCCAAAGAUACGAAUGGCGAUACAGCAAGUGAUGAAGGAGUGUGUGUGGUGCAAGGUUAAUCGCUGUUAUGCUGAAGUUCCAAUGAUGGCACCGCUACCUGUUCAGCGUAUCACUCAACAGCUUAGACCAUUUAGUGCAGUUGGGGUAGAUUAUCUGGGACCCGUGGAAGUAGUCGUUAAUCGUAGAAAAGAGAAGCGGUGGAUCGCACUGUUUACAUGCCUUGCUGUACGCGCUGUGCACUUGGAGGUGGUACAUUCUUUGACAACGCAAUCUUGUCUAAUGGCCAUUCGGAGAUUCAUUUGUAGGCGAGGAGUUCCCGAUGAGAUAUUUUCUGAUAAUGGAACAAAUUUUAAGGGAGCUAGUAAGGAGUUAAUUGCGUGGGUAAAGCGGAUCAACAGUGAAUGUGCGGAAUCGGUCGUUAGCAGCACAAUGAAGUGGAAUUUUAAUCCUCCUGGUACUCCACAUAUGGGCGGCAUUUGGGAGAGGAUGGUCCGAUCCGUAAAAGAGGCGAUGAAGGCACUUGAUGAUGGUAGUCGGCUAAAUGACGAAGUUUUACUGACCACUCUGGCUGAAGCGGAAGACAUGGUAAACAGUCGACCGCUUACAUAUGUACCCGGCGAAUCAGCAGCGUUAACACUGAACCAUUUUCUUAGAGGGAUGGUUAAAUCAGUUGAUGCUCAUGUGGACGGAUCGAUUGAUUUUGCGGAAAGUUUGCGAAACGUAUACAAACGUUCCCAGUAUUUGGCGGAUCAAAUGUGGCGGCGUUGGUACAAAGAAUAUUUACCAACGAUUAACAAGCGUACUAAGUGGUUUGCUGAGAGGAAGUCCUUGAAGAAGGGAGAUCUCGUGUUCGUCGUAGAUGGUCAGAAUCGUAAAAGCUGGAUCAGGGGUAUGGUCGAAGAAGUAGUUGUUGGCUCAGAUGGAAGAGUUCGGCAGGCAGACGUGCGAACUAGCAGUGGAGUGUUCCGGAGAGGGGUAGCUAACCUGGCAGUGCUGGAGGUUCUUGAUAGUAAAUCCGGAACCACCGAUGAAAGGGUACCGGAGUUACGGGCUGGGGGUGUUGGCAUCACUGGGCGUCCAACGUACUCGAGAUAG
Molecule: messenger RNA, 5919 nt
Organism: Sabethes cyaneus
Lineage: Eukaryota; Metazoa; Arthropoda; Insecta; Diptera; Culicidae
Exons: 1
Coding region: 1-5919 (1972 amino acids)
Biological process (GO): DNA integration
Molecular function (GO): nucleic acid binding
Source: RefSeq, a predicted model, not a curated record